AUGCCAUUUACGACCUUCCUAUCUGGCCACGUCCCGAUCAAGAACAUGGCCCUCGAGUUUGACCCGAGUUGGAACCUCGAUUUUCCUCAAAAAAUAUCCGACUUGAUCACUGAAUCUUCGGCCAGAGGCUUUAUUGCAGAUGCCAUGUUUACUUUGGCCCAUGAUCAUCGGGCUUUUAAAUCCAUGUACCUCGAGGUCUGGCUUAUUGAUCAUGGCGCUGUCUGGUCCUCAGAGAAAGGCAAAGACUGUAAUCCGGUCUUUUACGAUUACGAUCAGGAUUUUGUGGAGGUUAGGCCGGGACAGGUGGAGUUUCCUGGGUACGAAAAUACGGCGGCGUACUUUAUUGACCUACUCUCUGGUAUUGGUGAUCAUGCAUUUGCAGAAACUUCUGAGGAUCUAUCAUGGAUUCGAUCUAGGGGUUGGACGAAGGGCCACAUCAGGAUGCUUGCUCGUGCAGGGAAGCAACGGGAUAAGUGCAAUAUGUGGAGAUAG
Fusarium vanettenii 77-13-4 is the source of this 492-nucleotide messenger RNA. RefSeq lists its product as uncharacterized. The transcript has a single exon. The record is from RefSeq and is a predicted model, not a curated record. The coding region runs from base 1 to 492 and encodes 163 amino acids. Lineage: Eukaryota; Fungi; Ascomycota; Sordariomycetes; Hypocreales; Nectriaceae.